ACGAAAGUGGUAAGUUAACAGCAACACGGGUAUAGAGUCAUGCAUAUAUGUAAGUAUAUAUUUAAAAUAUGUACUUAUGUAUUUUUUUAGUAAACAAUUCAAUUAUUGAGAGGCGACAAUAUGCUGUUGGAGGAGCAAAGGUCCAACAAGACACGGAUGUUCUAGAAGCCCUCAGGGAGAUACGGGACAGGCUGCAAAAGAUUGAGGAAAACCAAUUCACCCUCCUACAAAAUCAAAGGACGCUCAGCGAAGGGCAAUCGUCAAUGGUACACAACCAAACUCUUAUCUGCGACAAGAUAAUUGCAAUGGACCUCAAAAUUGUUGAAAAGAGUGAAAUGCUUGCACAAAAUAAGGCAAUAAGCGAGUGCAAGGUCAUGCUCAAAAAGGCGACGGAAUCGGUGUUCCGCAUGACUGGUGAGACCCAUGACAAAGAGCUGGACGACAUCGCGAGCACGUUGCCGCUGCAGUCUUAG
Molecule: messenger RNA, 473 nt
Organism: Rhagoletis pomonella (apple maggot)
Lineage: Eukaryota; Metazoa; Arthropoda; Insecta; Diptera; Tephritidae
Exons: 4
Coding region: 69-473 (134 amino acids)
Source: RefSeq, a predicted model, not a curated record